CACGCCCCACCCCAAGUCGAAUUUCUGGCCAUGGCAAGUCCCACUCCGAUCCCAAGUUCCUCCCAGCACCAUGGCCGCGCAACAUGUGCGAGCCUGUCAACCGCUAGAAACACUACGAAGGCUGCUAGUCAUAGUAGUAGACCCGGGGUCGGAGUCGGCAGGCGUGCCUCUGAUGCGUCGGCACUGGUAGUGCAGCAGCUGUCCGCCAUGCUUCAGAGGUACCUUCCUGCCGCCGGCGCCGCCGGCGGCAAGAGCGGCAAGAGGCGCCGCGACCCGAUGCACAUCAGCAUCGUCGUCCUGUCCUCCGAACACGAAUCGACCACCCGCGCCGGCCAGAAUCCGAGUGUCGGCGACGAUUCAGUUCUGAAGGGCUCGGGACCUGCCAGUGAAGGUUCUCUGCAGAAAUCGCCUACACCCAAGGCCUGUAGUGCUGCUGCGUUGAACAAGAGGCAAAGAACCGGCACUGACUGCCGCUGCCGCCGCCUUGAGCUGCUCGGCUCUUUGGGUCCGGGCCAUGAUGAAGACGAUGAACCCGAUUUUGGGGACAGACAUGUCAAAAUGAUCCCCAUGAGCGCUCCUUCCGCCGCUGAAGGCAUGACGACACAUCCGCAUGAGCCUGGGAGGACACCCCAAAGUCGAAGCUCGGCCUACAGCGGCUCUGCCGGCGCCGGACCUGCUGCAUCGUCGCUCCCGGGAAGCACUCCAAAAGACGGCGCUGCUCCUUUGGAUCCCUCAGUGCAUACUGCUACUAUGCUGCACACACCACAAUUGGCGACAACGCAGCACGCAUCGCAAUUGCCGACACCGCAGCACGCAUCACAAUUGCAGACUACAGCUGAGAUCGUGCCUGAAGGUACACUGGGGGCACCCGCUUGGAGAAAGACUUUUCCCAAACAGGAGGGGUACGUUGGGGUCCGGAAACGCAGGGGGAAAUGGGGUGCCGAAAUUAAGAACACAGCUGCGAGCAAAAGGGUUUGGCUGGGGACGUUUGACACGGCAGAAGAAGCUGCACACGCGUAUGACGCUGCCGCCAGGAAACUGCGAGGGCCGCAUGCUUGGACCAACUUCCCACUUGUUGCUGAUGACUCGGACUCCCAAGGAAGGGAUCAGAAAGGACUUGAACCUGGUUCCCCCAACUCUGCGACACCGCUGCCAGUUGCUGCGAGCUCGGGCUCACUCAGAUCGGCGCUGUCAGGAGAGGCUGCCGGCUGCAAUCAUGCUCAAACGGAUCCCGCCGAUUUAUCCACCAGAAGAGAAGAGGGAGGGAGGAGAGAGCUGAAUUGGGUUGGGCAGCAACCAAUACAGGGGCCAGGGGUAUAUGGCGCAUCACACAAUUGUCCAGAGUUGGAGAGAGGCUCUGAACCCAAGGAGGUCAGCAUAGAAGGGGAGAGCUUUGUUGUGGUCUCUGCUGCCGCCGUUGGGAUUGGUGGAAGAGAGGUGUCGGUAGAGGAAGAACAGGAGGGAACGUGCAUGCUGCAGCAAAUGCAGGUGAAGAAUCACCAGAGGGAAGAAAUGCUUCCGGAGCAAUGGGAGGUACAGGAAUCCAGUGCUCUGCUGGUUGAGGUGCCACCUGAGCAGCAUCAGAAUGGUACAACAAUUGCGGCGGUGUUUCAGCCAUGGGCACAAGGUGAUGGCAUCAAUGAGGUUUUCAAUGAAUGGGAGCGUGCACCGAAUGCCCCAGCUAUAAAUGAGUGCAUCCCAGUCUUUGACGGCAAUGAGCUGGUGGGCCCCUUGGUACCUGACAACACCCACGCCGCUCUUUGCAUCGCUGCUGAUGACAGCGGAGCAGCUGACCCUAAUGAUGAUGCACCUCUACAUGCCUUGCUCUCCCAGGAUGUUCUCCCCGCGGGGGGCUCACAGCUAUUCCCAGAUUGGCACAUUCUUGAGAACAACCCCCAAUCUAGGGGAUUCAGUGAGGAAGAAUGCCAGUGGUUAACAGAAGUCAUUUCGAUCCAUGGGAUCCAGGCAUAGUGUUUGAACCUUGUUACAAGGCUACAUUCAUCAUACUCAUGUGUAGCUUUUCCCCUCUCCCUGUCUCCGUUCCUCCAUUUCCCCCGCGGCCCCUUUCUCCUUCCCUCAUGCCACCCUACCGCAUGCUGCCAUAUUUCUCUACAUGCAUGUGGCUCUUGUUAGAAUCACGCAGAAAUAGUUGAAUUGGAAGGGAGAAGGGGGGAUGCAAGUACACAAGGGUUAUGCUCCCUAUUAGCUGAUCUAGCUGG
Molecule: messenger RNA, 2219 nt
Organism: Closterium sp. NIES-67
Lineage: Eukaryota; Viridiplantae; Streptophyta; Zygnematophyceae; Desmidiales; Closteriaceae
Source: the annotation of a GenBank genome assembly